UCGACACGCCCCCAGCAUGGAUACAAGCAGCAGAACAGGCGCUCAGGAGGCGAUACUAAAGCUGGGGAGCAAGAGAAGAGGAGCCGCAAUGGGAGUUAACGCCUCCAAGUUUGUGGAGUUCCUGUUGCCAGCGUCGUCGCACUAAACAAAGACUUUAGUCUCCGAGGAGGCCCGUCUGCGUUUGUGUCCGAGGCGUUUCUCUCGCAGGAUGUUGACGACAUCGGAUCAAAAAGUCAGUUCUCUUUGAUGAGAGCGACCUCCUCCUCCUUCACCUCCUCCUCACACAAAGGGUACAAGUAGUUUGCUCACCCGUCACCAUCAUUUUUUUUAUUUUUAGGUUUGUUUUUAAUUUGUAUUUUUGAAUGUCAUUGAGGAGCAGAAGGGGCCGUUUCAAAGACAAAAUGGAUCACUUUGCAGCAGAGUGCCUUGUUUCAAUGUCCAGCCGUGCAAUUGUUCACGCUCCUAAAGGCAACCGGGAGAUUAAACCAGAAAUACCGACCUCCUCAAGGAGCGGAGAGGACAUGAAAGAGCCCCUGGUCAGAGACAACUCCUCUCUGUUUGUGGUGGCGCGGAUUCUGGCGGAUUUUAACCAACAGACUCCCAACAAUGUUGCCGAGCAGGCAAAAAUAAAGGAGGAGAGCACGCCGAUCCUGAUAGAUGAUGGAAACUCUGCCACACCUACCGCCGUCUGCGAGCCUGCUCUCAAACAAAGAGGCAAAAGAUCCAGAGGUCGAUUCGAGCAGGAAUCACCUCAGAAAAAGCACAAAUGCCACUAUUCAGGUUGUGAAAAAGUUUAUGGCAAAUCGUCCCACCUCAAAGCCCAUCUAAGGACGCACACAGGAGAACGGCCUUUUCCCUGCACCUGGCCUGACUGCAGUAAGAAGUUUGCUCGUUCUGAUGAGCUUGCCCGCCACUACCGUACCCACACAGGGGAGAAGAAGUUUGGUUGCCCACUGUGCGACAAGCGCUUCAUGCGCAGCGACCACCUGAUGAAACAUGCCCGGCGCCACUCGGAUUUCCAGCCCUGUAUGCUGAAGAAGCCCCACAGUGGCGGCGGUGGUGGCAGCAGUAGCAGCUCCAUACGUCCCAGCUCCCUCAGCGACUACAGCCGCUCAGAUGCCUCCAGCCCCAACCUUAGCCCCGCCCCCAGCCCAGCCAACUCGCCUUAAACUGAAACCCACUCGCACUUUCUCCCUCUAACCUAUGAGGCCUGUUUUGUUUUUUUUUGUCAUAACACUUGUGUUGCACAGUUGUCAGCAGCCCCCUUGUGCUAUUCCUGCGCUUGCUGUGGUGUACCGUACUGUACAUAACUGCUUAUUGUAGUGCAAUUACUUGUGUGAUUCUAAAAGAAGGUAACACCUUUCCCAGAUGGAAAUAUUUGUGUACCACACGUCUGUAUUUUUUAGCUUCUGAUCAUGACUAAACGUCCAAUAUAUGUUCACAGUCAGCUGAACAAGGUUAAGAAGGAGAAACAAAAAACAGACACCUUGACAAGUCUUAUCAAGAUAUUUUUUUCUCUCUUUAUUUUAAAGGAG
Molecule: messenger RNA, 1535 nt
Organism: Thalassophryne amazonica
Lineage: Eukaryota; Metazoa; Chordata; Actinopteri; Batrachoidiformes; Batrachoididae
Gene: klf13
Product: Kruppel-like factor 13
Exons: 2
Coding region: 363-1169 (268 amino acids)
Biological process (GO): regulation of transcription by RNA polymerase II
Molecular function (GO): DNA-binding transcription factor activity, RNA polymerase II-specific; RNA polymerase II cis-regulatory region sequence-specific DNA binding
Source: RefSeq, a predicted model, not a curated record